AUCAAAAAAAUCAUCGCAGCUUCAAACAAUAUUACUAUUAUUUCCAUCCUGCAUACUGCAUCCUGCGUCCUGCGUCCCUAGGAGGCCUAAUAUACGCUAUUUAGCUACUACGACAAUCCUCAUUUGCCUUCAACCGCUAUCAACAGCAGGCAGAGACAUCCUACGCAAGUUAUGGCUGCGGCCACGGCUACAGGCGAUGCCGCUUCGCCCGUAGCAGUCGUGUGUGUUGGCAUGGCAGGCUCUGGGAAGACCACUUUUAUGCAGCGAAUCAACUCAUACCUGCAUUCUGAAAAAAGUACGCCAUAUGUCCUGAAUCUCGAUCCUGCGGUGCAUUCGGUUCCGUUCGAGAGCAAUAUCGACAUUCGUGAUUCGAUCAACUACAAGGAAGUGAUGAAACAGUACAAUCUAGGGCCGAACGGUGGUAUCUUGACUUCGCUUAAUUUAUUUGCCACCAAAAUCGACCAGAUCAUCUCUCUAUUGGAGAAACGCACGGCACCGACCGACCUAGCCAACUCUAGUGAGCGACCGAUUAAGCAUAUCCUGGUCGAUACCCCUGGUCAGAUCGAAGUGUUUGUGUGGAGCGCGUCGGGAAGUAUCUUUCUGGAGACACUGGCGUCUUCUUUCCCUACAGUGAUUGCGUAUGUAAUCGACACACCUCGUACUAGUUCCACAAGCACGUUCAUGAGCAACAUGCUCUAUGCCUGCAGUAUCCUGUACAAGACGAAGCUGCCAAUGAUAUUAGUGUUUAACAAGACCGACGUUCAGGAUGCAGAAUUCGCGAAGGAAUGGAUGUCAGAUUUUGAUGCUUUCCAGAAUGCUCUGCGGCAGGAGGAAGAUGCGGGGGCCUUUGGAGGAGAAGGUGGUGCCGGGGGAUUUGGCGCGGGCAGUGGGUACAUGGGUUCGUUGCUCAACAGUAUGAGUUUAAUGCUGGAAGAGUUCUACCGCCAUCUGAGCGUGGUGGGGGUGAGCUCUAUGACAGGAGACGGCAUUGGUGAAUUCUUCCAGGCCGUGGAAGAGAAGCGCCAGGAGUUUGAACGAGACUAUCGACCAGAGCUCGAGCGUAAGAAACAAGCGCGAGCUGAGGAGGCAUCCCAGAGGAGAGAGGUCGAGUUGGGUAAGCUAAUGAAAGACAUGGCUGUCUCUCGCGAAACAUCACAUGGGAAAACCGCACCGGAGACUGUGAGCGAUGCAGAAGAGGACCCACAGGGGGACGAUGCCAUUGGCGACAGUGACAGCGACGGACUCUCCGGGGAAAGCGACUCUGCUUCCGCGCUGGGAGAGGAUGCUGGCCUAACACAACGGUACCAGGAAGCACUAGUCGAUUCGUCUCAGCCAACAGACGAAGACUUCAGCUUCAUGAGGUACCUACGUGCCACCAACCCUCAGUGAACCAUUAUCAUUGGCAUGUCAUAACAACAUUUACAAUUAUGCUAUCCGUACGUCCGCCUUCCAUCCGUGGUGCAGUGCCGCAAUUCAAAACAAACGAA
This is a messenger RNA of Talaromyces proteolyticus, 1487 nucleotides long. RefSeq names its product ATP binding protein. The transcript has 2 exons. Gene Ontology annotation, molecular function: GTPase activity. Lineage: Eukaryota; Fungi; Ascomycota; Eurotiomycetes; Eurotiales; Trichocomaceae. The record is from RefSeq and is a predicted model, not a curated record. The coding region runs from base 172 to 1389 and encodes 405 amino acids.